Messenger RNA from Salvia splendens (bonfire salvia), 2189 nucleotides. Its product is annotated as heat shock cognate 70 kDa protein-like. NCBI's taxonomy places the organism in Eukaryota, Viridiplantae, Streptophyta, Magnoliopsida, Lamiales, Lamiaceae. The coding region runs from base 134 to 1954 and encodes 606 amino acids. The transcript is spliced from 3 exons. The record is from RefSeq and is a predicted model, not a curated record. Gene Ontology annotation, molecular function: ATP binding; ATP-dependent protein folding chaperone.
CUACUUUUUCUCGAUAUAUAUUCUACUCCAACCUUUUGCUCUAUAUAUUCUACCUCUACUUUUGCUGGCAAUAUUUGGAUUGGUCGAUCAGAGUAGGAUUUCUUUCAAGCGGUGUUUAUCCCUGGCAUCAUUAAUGGCUGCUAUUGGUAUCGAUUUGGGGACGACAUAUUCAUGCGUGGCGGUGUGGAGGCACGACCGCAUUGAGAUAAUAGUGAACGACCAGGGCAACCGCACCACACCGUCCUACGUGGCUUUCGCCGACACUGAGCGUCUAGUUGGCGACGCCGCCAAUAAUCAAGCCGCCAGUAAUCCAAUUAACACUGUUUUCGAUGCAAAGAGGUUGGUCGGACGCAAAUUCAGUGACCCAACGGUUCAAGAUGACCUGAUGUUCUGGCCAUUCAAGGUCAUAUCCAAUGCUGCCGACAAGCCAAUGAUCGUGGUAAAUUACAAAGGGGAGGAGAAACAGUUUUCAGCUGAGGAGAUCUCUUCAAUGGUGCUCUCCAAGAUGAAGGAUAUCUCCGAGAAAUAUCUAGGAUCAACCGUCAAGGAUGCUGUCGUGACUGUUCCUGCUUAUUUUAACGACUCUCAGCGCCGGGCGACCAAGGAUGCUGGAACCAUUGCCGGUCUUAACAUUAUGAGGAUCAUCAAUGAGCCUACUGCUGCAGCCAUUGCAUAUGGUCUGUUUGAAGGGAAUACUUCUGUUACAAAAAAUGUGCUCCUUUUUGACCUUGGUGGUGGCACGCUUGAUGUGUCACUGGUGACGAUUAAGGCUUGUGUCAUAGAAGUGAAGGCUAUUGCUGGUGAUACUCAUCUUGGAGGUCAGGACUUGGACAAUGGAAUGGUGAAUCACUUCAUAAAAGAGUUCAAGCACAAGUAUGGUAAGGAUAUAAGUGGAAGCCAAAGAGCUGUUAGGAGAUUGAGGACGGCCUGUGAGAGGGCAAAGAGGAUCCUUUCUUCCACUUUCCAAACCACAAUUGAGAUUGAAGCAUUGUUUGAGGGGAUUGAUUUCUUUACAACUAUAAGUCGUGCUAAAUUUGAUGAACUUAACGCGGGUUUAUUCAACAAGUGUAUGGAGCAGGUGGAGAUGUGCUUGCAGGAUGCAAAGAUGGAGAAGAGCAGCGUUCACGACGUAGUGCUGGUUGGGGGGUCGAGUAGAAUUCCCAAGGUUCAGCAACUGUUGCAGAACAUUUUCAAUGGAAAGGAACUGUGCAAUAGCAUUAAUCCUGACGAAGCUGUGGCAUAUGGUGCUGCUGUGCUAGCUGCCAAGAUGAGUGGUGAUGGCAAUAACACCGUACAGAAUCUGGUUGUUUUGGAUGUUACUCCUUUGUCCCUUGGUACUGAACUCGAUGGAGAUAUCAUGAGCGUAAUUAUUCCGAGGAAUACAACUAUCCCUACCAGGAGAACAGAAGGUUUCCGCACAGUGAAGGACAAUCAGACCGGUGUGUUAAUUGGGGUGUACGAGGGCGAAAGAAGCAGGGCAACAGACAACAAUCUGCUUGGGCAAUUUGAUCUCGAUGGCAUUCCAGCAGCACCCAGAGGUGUUGCUGAUAUCAAAGUUUGCUUCGACAUUGAUGUUAAUGGUAUCAUGAAUGUGUCAGCAGAAGUAACGGGGACUCGACUGAAGAAGAACAUCACCAUCACUAACGACAAAGGCAGGCUGCCCAAGGUAGAAAUUGAGAAUAUGAUCAAGGAUGCCAAGAAGUACAAGCAGGAGGACGAGGAGCAUAAGAAAAAUGUUAAGGCGAAGAAUACCGUGGAGGACUAUGCCUACAGCUCGAGGGACACCAUUAGAAGUGCUGCCAGGCUCUCACCCACUGACAAGAAUAAGAUGGAAGAUGCAUUUGAGUCUUUUAUACGGUGGUUGGAGUUAAAUAAAUAUGCAAAGGCUGAUGAUUUUGAAGACAAGAUGAAGGAGCUUGAGACCAUUUUCGACCCAAUUAUUGCCAAGAUGUAGCAAGAAUCAAUGUGUUACGAUUUAGAGAAAUAGUUUGGCUGAAUCAUGUAGUUGGUUUUGUUCCCUUUUGCUGGUAUAUAUACCUUACUGAAGUAAGGCCAACAUUUCAGUGUGCGAAAUGAUCUUGUUUUCAGCUAUAAGUUAAAGUGAAUGAAACCUAAUUUUGCCUCACACAGACGCAGUGCAAAAUUUGCUAUGAAAUUGUAAUUCAAUAAAAAUCUAGCUUAUUGUCAAA